Molecule: messenger RNA, 6021 nt
Organism: Sparassis crispa
Lineage: Eukaryota; Fungi; Basidiomycota; Agaricomycetes; Polyporales; Sparassidaceae
Product: clathrin-coated vesicle protein
Exons: 19
Coding region: 1-6021 (2006 amino acids)
Biological process (GO): endocytosis; retrograde transport, endosome to Golgi; intracellular protein localization
Cellular component (GO): Golgi apparatus; membrane; endocytic vesicle
Source: RefSeq, a predicted model, not a curated record
AUGCCCACAGAAUCGCUUCUGUGCGAACCAAUUGACGAGUCCAAUUUUUCUAACGAGAAUGGCGAGAUAUAUCUCUUCCAAUGGCUUGCUUCCACGGAGAAGGCGGUAAGACAGGCCUCCACGGCGGACCUGAAGUCAUCCCAGGGAGAUCUGGAAGCAACACUGGUGAAGAUUGUCACUGCUCCGGAGCCCUAUCCUUUACCUGGACGUCCCGUGAGGAACCUCAUCGCGAAAUGUUUGAUAUCCCUGUAUACCCGCGCGGAAACGAAGACGCUCUUUGACACGGUGCAAGCUUUUCUCAAGAUCGUUGGUGACUCUAAAACGCCUCACAAAGAUGCUAGCAGGGUCGCAGCAUUGUACUGUAUUGGAGAGCUCAUGGGGGUAUUCGGCAGCCAAGUUAUGUCGCUAAUGGGCGAGAUCGCGGCGGUCACCUUGAAGCUGUCCAAGUCGUCAAGCCCAAUCAUCAUCCGAUACCAUGCGCUGUGCGCUCUGGAGAAGAGUAUGACAACGGCGAAACGAGCCAUAACUGAUUCAGUGGCCAAGGACAUCAUUAAGCAAAUGCGGCACCAUCUUGGGGAUAAGGCGCUACCCGUACAGCGUGGAGCGUGUAAUGUAUUGAUCCUCAUGUAUCCGUCCGGAGACGGUACCAGGUCUGUUUCUGACGUGGAUUCCAUCAUUUCGCUGUGCGUACGGAGCCUGGAGAACUCAGAUCAACUCACGCGGCGAUCGCUCUCCAAGCUCGCCGCGCACAUGCUUGCGUCCACCCAGGUCCCGCGGGUAGUGCCAGUGGUCGAGACGUCCAAGAAGGGCAAGAAGGGACAGAAUGCAAACGAAGACGAGGAGGACAUUGCGCCUGUGCCCCAUGUUACUGCAGAGGAGGCGAAGCCUGUCAUGACGCCCACGGAGAUGUUGAACCAGUUGUCUAUCCACUUCAACCGCCCGCAGGCUUCGCGCAAGACUCGUAUUGGCAUCUUCGAUUUCUAUGCAGCACUCUUGGCCCUUCUGGGCUCGAGUUUCGUCGAGAGCAAUUAUCCUCUCAUCGUUAACCACUUCAUGACAGAGAUUGUGUCGAACCCUCGCAAUUCAUCUACCCGCUACGAAGUCCUCUCUAUCCGCUCCUUCGUAGAGAUUCUGCUUAGAGAUCUUGUCGGGGUGCGUAUGUUGGGAGAGCAGGCGCAGAUCACUGCUAUCCAGGAACUUUCGAAUCUGUAUCUCAAACGGUGGCCUGCCAUGAUGCCAGGGCAGACGGCACCAAAUUCGUUGUGCUUGGCUAUUGCCCUUCGCGAAGUAGCAGGUUUGUUACGGCAGUUGGGCAACGCACCACCCCCUGUACAGGAUGCCUUGGUAGAUCCAUUAUUGACACUUCUCUCCCACCCGAGCCACACCAUUCGAGUGAGUACGGCAUGGGCACUACGCUGCUUCUGCUACUCAACACCCCUACGCCUUCCGAAAGUGCUGCUCAGCAUCGUCGAGAUGCUGCAGCGCGAUCUGACGUCUUUGACCACACCCGCAGCUCCGGCAGACAUACACACGCGUGCACUCGGCCAUGCCUAUGGCCUGGCAGCGCUACUGGCCGUCAUACCUGAACGGCCGCUGUACGUAUCUUACGACAUCAGUGCGAAGGUCUUUGACAUGGCCGUGCAGUUGCUCAAACGUGCGGGCGAGCAUGAAGUCAAGAUCGCAAGGACAGAGAUCGAAAUCGCCUGGAGGUGUAUCGCAUCGCUGAUGACGCUGGGACCGAACUUCCUGCGCGCACAUCUACCGCAAUUACUCGUCCUCUGGCGCAACGCGCUCCCAAAGCCGACGUCAAAGGACGGGGCAGCAGGGCGGAGCCCGAUGGAGUGGAUGUUCCUGCUGCACGUCCGUGAGAGUGCGCUGGGAGCGGUGCACUGCUUCUUGAAGUACAACUCUCCGACGCUCGUCACGCCUGACGUGACCCGCCGUAUCGCGUCCUUACUCAGCAACGCGCUCCAGUUCGCAAACACAUUCGUUGCGCACCGCGUCGAGGUCAAUCCGGAGGAGCCUCAGGCAGGGGUGAAGGAGCUCUCGCUCGAGGGGCGGGAGGCCUUGCUGCGCUCACGUAUUUUUUUGUGCUUCUCGUCGCUCGGGCUCUCCAGUGUCACGGAGUCGAUCCAGUCGUCCCUGCUGCAGUCUGCAAUAUCUUUAUUCGCAAGCCCAGAUGGUUAUGCGGGAUCCUCGGUACAAGCUGCGAUUGCGUCGUCUACUGGGGCGUUUACGUCCGUUUGGCAUAGCGUUGAUGGCUAUGCGUAUGGAGUGACUGAUAUUCAGAUCGAUGACAACGAUACUGGCAAGGGUCUAAAGGCGUGGAUGAACCGUGACGGUAUAGAAAUCUCUAUUAAUGACAUGUUCCAGAAGCCGAUUAUCGGAUCCUGCGAGCACGAUCCCCUAUUCCUCUGUCAACUCAAUGACGUAGAGGCAAACCAUCGUUGGCCCGAGCCCGCACCGCCGGCUACUGCGGCCGUGAACGCUGCAAUCCAAUUAUUUGCACAACUUCUACCUCUGCAGGACCUUACUGUCUCAACGCGCACUCUGACCCAGUUGGUUGAGCUGACAGGCAAGUCCGAGCGGAAUCUUGGGCGAAAGGCUGCGGUAUCGGUCAACGCCACUGUUGCUCUCGUACUCGCUCUUCGUCAGCCGGUCACAGCGCGAUCUCGCCAGGUGUUAGGCAACGCUCAAAUCACGUCGGCGCUCUCCUCAUUCCUGAAGGACGUCCUUGUGGAUGGCGAUCUCGUCUUGCGGAAGGCCAGUAGUGAAGCCAUCGGUCGCUUAGCAAACAUUGCCGGCACCAAUUUCUUGACCAGUCAGGUUAAGAUUUUGGUGGACCAGGUCGUCACUAAUCGAGAUCCACUCGGGCGAGCAGGCUGUGCUGAAGCAUUCGGAGCUAUUCACGCUUACGUCGGUGGUCUCGCAGCUGGCCCUUUGUUGAAAACCACGAUACACGUCUUGAUGUCACUCAUCAACGAUCCCCAUCCUGUAGUGCAUUUCUGGGCUCUCGGGGCCCUCGCACGGGUGAUUGACGCGGCCAGCUUGGCAUAUGCUCCUUUUGUACCUAGCACCUUAGGAUUGCUCUUCAAGGUGUAUAUGAUGGAGUCACACGAACCGGAAGGUGGCGGGCUCAAUCAUACGAAUUUGAGCGGCGACCUGCCCACCUAUCAAGUCGUUUGUCAAAACAUCGACGCGGUCAUCACCGUUCUUGGGCCGGAUAUCCAGGACUCAACUCGCUCCAGAACGCUUGUCCUGGAUCUGGUUCGCCAAUUCAUCGACGAAGACGAUGAUGGGAUAUGCGUGGAGGCCAUCAACUGCAUUCAGCACUUCCUCAUGUUCGCGCCGGAGUAUGUCGAAGUACCAGACCUGGUAAUGCGGUUUAGAGGAUAUCUGUCUUCCUCGCGGAGACCGCUCAAACUCGCGUCCAUCAAUGCAUUAUACCAAUUGGUGCAGAAAGACGCAUUUGCCAUGUCUCGUCUCGGCGGCGACCAGUUGGUAGAAGAGCUCUUCGCGAUGCUCGACGAUGACUCUUCUGUGGAUGGUGUCCGCAAUGUCAUCGUGAGCUGGCUCCACCAAACCGUCAUACAUAAUCCUUCCGCUUGGAUCGAUCUGUGCCAACGCAUCAUGUCACGAACGACUGCGUCGCAACAGGUUGCAGACGCUGCAGCUAAACGCGGAGAUCUUCUGGAUGACGAAGGACAAUCACUCAGUGUAGGAUCGGCUCAAGACUCGGGUGCCUUUGGAGGUGCACGGUCGACAUCUCGUUGGAGAACACAAUUAUUUGCUUUGCAGUGCUUGCAUAGUAUCUGCAUGAUUGUCAGACAAUCCAGCAGGAAAGAACACUUAGACUUAGCGUUUGCACGAAGUCAGGGUCUUCCGGUAGCCGGCUUGCUUGUGUCUCGUGUUCCGGACCUUAUCAAGAUAGCAUUCACAGCAUCAGCUGCGCAUGUCACUGAGAUUCGUCUCGAGGGCCUUACUGUACUACGGGACAUCAUCGAAGUAUUCGCGAAAACACCAGAUCCUGACUACAGCGAAUCUCUCCUGCUGGAACAGCAUCAGGCUCCUAUCACUGCCGCCCUCACGCCAGCGUUCUCCUCUGAUUCGACGCCGGAAAUACUGGCUUCUGCUAUUGGUGCUUGUGCUGUAUUCGUCGGUUGUGGUGUUGUCAAGGAUGUCAAUAGGAUGGGACGCAUACUGAAGCUUUUGACGUCUGCGCUCGAACAGUCUAAAGAGUCGGGAAUGUUGUCUCUAGGUGAUGCCGCAGAGCUUAGUCCGAAUGCGUCUGUCAUGUUGCGCAUUGCAACUUUAUCUGCCUGGGCAGAGCUCGAAGUGGCCAGCAGUCUCCAGUCAUAUCUUGUUAAUGUCAUCAAACCAUACAGGAAGACUCUUGCUUCACUAUGGAUAGCAUCCCUAAGAGAUUAUGCCAGCAUUCGUGCAGACACGGAAGCCUUCGACGACUCCUCAUCCGGACCUUUAGACUCUUCGUACUCCAGCCUAGGCAGGGAGGUUCUUCUUCCGUACUAUUUGGAUGCUUGGCCGGUCAUUCUGCAAGCAGUUGCCACAGCUAUGGUUGCCGAUGAUCCACACAUCUUAGCUGCCAUGGAUGGGCAGGACUCCAUCUCCACUGACACGUCGCAAGUACCAGCUCAUCGUGAUGAACCCACUGCCUUCUUCUUCGUUGUGUUCGGGUUGGUGUAUGAGACGCUCGUCGCGUCUGUACCAGAUUCCGAUAUCGCUACUCAGCGAACAUCUAUUAUCGCACUACGAGCCUUAAAGUGUCUCGUGCAAAACAAGUACUGCGGCAAUGUCUUCAAUGAAAGCCCCAUCUUUGACGAGCUGAUCAACUUGUUCUAUCGUAUGGCUUUGACCGAACCUUCAGGAGUACAGAUAUACCUCGUGGAAACGCUCGCGAGUCUCUCACAGAAUUUGACAUCCACGCAGGCUGAAACAAUGACCAACGGCCAUAUGUCGCGAGAGGAUCUUCUAAGUCUACCUCAAGUCCACUGUCUGAGAAUCUGUGCCUAUGUCUUGCGGAGGGCGAUCAAAGGUCCUCGGAAUGGCGUGGUCCAUGAUGGAUCUACACCGAUGGAGAAGGUCGCACUGAUCAACGCUGCUUUCGACACAUUUUCAACCAUAGCAUUAACCUUCGGUCCCGUUCCGAAGGAACAGUUCAGGGCGGUCGCUAUCACCUUAUAUAGCGAACUUCUCCGGAACGAGACAUCUGAAGUUGAUCUCGUGGGACCAACCUUGCAAUCGCUGAAAACUUUGCUCGAAGGGCCUUCUAACCUUGCGGAACUUGAGGACAAUUAUGAACGAGUUGUUCAUGGUCUCUUAUCAGCGUGCUUGGUGAACGUUGAUGAAAUGAGAGGACGGCAGGGUGCCAUUUCGUUCAGAAAGAUCAAGAGCAAUCUUCUAGCCUCUGUCCUUGUCUUGACUGUCAUCUCUCCAUCCGUGAAGGUGGCAUCAGCUAUCAUCGAUCACUGUUGCUUCCUUGUAUCUCAAAGGCUCAUAGAAGCUGAUGAGAUGUCGUUAACUGCAGCGCACUGCACUAAAACCUUGAUCAUGGCGUCUGCUUCCGGAAAUGCCGCCCUGCGUCAAUGUGCCAGGUUAUUGCUCCCAGGGAUGAUUGAAUGCCUCGUAAAGAUAGCGGCAUCAAGCAUAGAGGGCACUGUCUCAGAGCAGCAUCUAGCAAUUCUCGGAGAGAUAUACAAGGCCUUUUCGACUUUAUUCCUGUCAAUUGCUGAGGAUAUUCGUCCUCGAGCACUUGGGAUCCUGAUGCCCUCCAUCAUCCUACUUCUUGACCCGGCGAGAACCACCCCAUCGUCGAUGCAUUCGCAAAGCGUCAAUCAGCUUCUGUCUUUUGCCGCCGCAUCCCCGUCUGCAUUCAAAGAGGCCACAGGGAAAUUAAGUCCAGAAAUGAGGGAUACGUUGGAGGCGUCAAUUCGCCAGGUACUGGGCAACAAGGGUCCUACAACGGAAGCUCCAAAACCUCAGAUAUCUUUGCGUUCGUUCUGA